This is a messenger RNA of Symbiodinium natans, 756 nucleotides long. The record is from the annotation of a GenBank genome assembly. Lineage: Eukaryota; Dinophyceae; Suessiales; Symbiodiniaceae.
AUGGUGCUGGGGCCACUGCAUCUUCCUCUGGUCCUGUUGCUUCCGUUGCAGGAGGUCGCUGCCUGGCGGCAUGCUGGAAGGCACGAGGAGGGCGGAAGGGGAUCAUCCGCACUGCAGAGCUCCACGACGCUCAUCCAGUCAAUGUGGGGUGCCUCAGAGACGACGGAGAUGGAGGUCAUAUCCAGCUCCGGCGUGGAGAAGGUGCUCUGCACGCAGCGCCUGCCUUACUUUCGGAACCGGCUCUGCUUGCAGCUGAAGAGCCACUCCGCGGCCCUGGAGGGCGCGAUUUCGGCGAUCCGUGGGUCAUCUGGGCCGAGGAAUGGCACCUCAAUGCAUCGCGACAAGGCGGUGCUCACACGCGCAUUGAAGAAUCCGCUCCUGGCUCUGCCCGACCUCACGAUCGACCUGGCGUGGAUGGGUUGCAGCACCUGUGUGCCGGAGAUGCGAGUUUGCUCAGCGGAUCAGAUUUGCCGAAAGGAUCCCAAAGAUAGCCUCAGCUACCCCUGGAUCCGCAUCUUCCCACUCUCACUCGAGUCGCUGGUGGCAGGCACCUGCUACGGCGUGGCUGACCUGCUCGUCUCCUCGACUGCAGCUGCCGCCUUCGCGCCGUUGCUGGGAUUUCUGGCGCCCUACCUUGCCGGGUUAAUGGGAACACUCACCGCCCGCGUCUUCGAUGACCUACUCAUGGGUCGCUACUGCAUCUAUCUCUCCACUCACUUGGCGCAAGAAGUGCUGGGAGACCAGAUCUUGGCUCAG